Messenger RNA from Lepus europaeus (European hare), 2167 nucleotides. RefSeq names its product beta-carotene oxygenase 1 (gene BCO1). Gene Ontology annotation, molecular function: beta-carotene 15,15'-dioxygenase activity; carotenoid dioxygenase activity. Gene Ontology annotation, biological process: retinal metabolic process; carotene catabolic process. The record is from RefSeq and is a predicted model, not a curated record. Bases 36 to 1664 code for a protein of 542 amino acids. The transcript has 11 exons. NCBI's taxonomy places the organism in Eukaryota, Metazoa, Chordata, Mammalia, Lagomorpha, Leporidae.
UGCGGCUGCUCCCACUGUCACUCUGCACCCCAGCAAUGGACGUCCUAUUCGGCAGGAAUAAGAAAGAGCAGCUGGAGCCGGUGAAGGCCAAAGUCAGAGGCCAGAUUCCCCCAUGGCUGCAGGGUACCCUGCUGCGCAACGGGCCCGGCAUGCACACGAUCGGGGAGAGCAGAUACAACCACUGGUUCGACGGCCUGGCACUCCUGCACAGCUUCACCAUCAGGGACGGGGAAGUCUCUUACAGGAGCAAAUACCUGAGAAGUGACACGUACAACACCAACAUCGAGGCAAACAGGAUCGUGGUGUCGGAGUUCGGAACAAUGGCCUACCCGGACCCCUGCAAAAACAUCUUUUCCAAAGCUUUCUCCUACUUGUCUCAUACCAUCCCCGACUUCACAGACAACUGCCUGAUCAACAUCAUGAAGUGUGGGGAAGACUUCUACGCGACCUCCGAGACAAAUUACAUCAGGAAAAUCAACCCAGAGACCCUGGAAACCCUGGAGAAGGUUGAUUAUCGUAAAUAUGUGGCGGUGAAUAUGGCAACGGCACAUCCUCACUAUGACGCGGCUGGAAAUGUUUUCAACAUGGGCACAUCCAUCGUGGACAAAGGGAAGACAAAAUAUGUGAUGUUUAGGAUCCCUGCCGAGGUACCAGAAGCCAAGGGGAAGGGGAAGCGGAGCCCCUUGACACGGGCCGAGGUGUUCUGCUCCAUGCCCUCGCGCUCCCUGCUCUCCCCGAGCUACUACCACAGCUUCGGCAUCACCGAGAACUACCUCGUGUUCCUGGAGCAGCCUUUCAAGCUGGAUAUCCUCAAGAUGGCAACGGCGUACAUCCGGGGCGUGAGCUGGGCGUCCUGCAUGGCUUUCCACCCCGAGGACAAGACCUACAUUCACAUCAUCGACCAGAGGACCCGGAAGCCCGUGCCCAUCAAGUUCUACACGGACCCCCUGGUGGUCUUCCACCAUGUCAACGCCUACGAGGAGGACGGCUGCGUCGUGUUUGACAUCAUCGCCUAUGACGACAGCAGCCUCUACCAGCUCUUCUACCUGGCCAACCUGAACCAGGCCUUCGAGCAAAAUGCCAGGCUCACCUCGGCCCCCACCCUCCGGAGGUUUGCCCUGCCCCUCCACGGGGACCAGAAUGCAGAAGUGGGCUCAAAUUUGAUCAAGCUGACAUCCACUACAGCGAGAGCCCUGAAGGAGAAAGAUGACCAAGUGUACUGCCAGCCGGAAUUCCUAUAUAAAGGCUUGGAGCUACCGCGAAUCAAUUACUCAUACAACGGGAAGCCCUACCGAUAUGUGUUUGCUGCCGAAGUUCAGUGGAGUCCCAUCCCAACCAAGAUUCUAAAGUAUGACAUUCUCACAAAGUCAUCCUUAAAAUGGGAAGAGGAGGGCUGCUGGCCGGCAGAACCCCUGUUCGUGCCUGCUCCGGGUGCACAGGACGAGGACGACGGAGUUAUCUUAUCAGCCAUUGUCUCUACUGAUGCCCAAAAGCCGCCUUUUCUACUUAUUUUGGAUGCCAAAAGCUUUACAGAAUUGGCUCGCGCCUCCGUCGACGUGGAGAUGCACCUGGACCUCCAUGGGGUGUUCAUCCCGGACAAAGACUGGGUCACGCGGAAGCAGGUCCCCUCCCAGGGACCGCAGGAAGGGGCCCCACAGGCCUGAUGGUGUUGGGGCGCGGGCCCUGGGGGGUAGCUCAGCUGUUGGACCUGCGGUACUCGGAGGUGACGCCUCUCUGGGUGGAGGGGAAGUUCCUGGUUUGGCUUUUCAUUUCAGCUUUCUCUGGAUGUUUUGGUGAGGUCCUGGAGACAGAGCGUGUCAGAACCUUUUCUGUUAUUUCAUUUUAGCCAUGAAAACCCUAUUUGAAAGUCAUGUUUACUGACUAGCUCCAGUACCUCUAAGAAAGCCAUUCCCUUCCUGAUAAAGACCUUGACCGGGAAUCAGACAUUGUGCUAAAUCACAUUAUCGUUGUGAUGAGAACAAGCCACUGCUCACAUAUUAGGGAAGGGCAGCGUAAACAUUUAUCAUGCUCCCGCCUCCAUCUCUCUCUUCCCCACCCUCCCUCCCUCCCUCUAAUGGACUAAGUUGUGGGUCUGAGAGUUGCAGCUGCCUCACCCGAGCCCUGGUAGUAAGUCGGGGGACCAGGAAGGCAUGUUGCUUUGUGGCCA